GAGCACGUGCUCCAACUUGAUGUGCAAGAUGGCCGCUGGUCUUUCCCAAGAUCCUGCGGGACAACUCCAGCGCCUGGGCUCUUCUUUGGCUGUUUUAGCAAACGCACGAAGGGUGAAGGGCUUCGCGUGCAGACUGCUGACCAAAAAUAUCACCUUGCGACGUUUCGAUCCCUGAGGGAUCUUCUUCAGGUCUUGUACCAGGCAGAUGGGGGCUGUCCACGAUGGUGUUCUUUGGGUGCCUACUUGUCUAGAGUGCCUCCAUGGUGGAUCUUCUCUAUACCUCUUACUUGUACAUCUUUUGUGUGGUUGUCUGGUUGGCAGAAAUGUGCUGCUACCGGUUUAUCAGUUUUUUUGGUCCGGAUAUCUGAGCGAUGUCCAUUCAUCCUAAUGUGUAGAGGCUGUUAUGUCUCUCCCACGUAUUGUAGAUUGCACCUUUUGCAUGUUAUCAGAUAUACGAGGUUGCUCGGCCACCGGCAGGACAUACAACAUAAGAAGCGAGAUGACAUG
Molecule: messenger RNA, 507 nt
Organism: Geodia barretti
Lineage: Eukaryota; Metazoa; Porifera; Demospongiae; Tetractinellida; Geodiidae
Source: the annotation of a GenBank genome assembly